AACACAAACGGCAAACGCGGCGCGACCAAAGCAAGUUAUUCAUCUCGCCGCUACAGAUAAAUCAGAGUUAUCUCCAAGCGCUAUCGUAUUACCGCACGCAGCUGCAAGUCAUCUCCGCGAUGGCUGCCACGACGACCGCUGUGUGCGUGGCCGCUACGGCCGUCGGCCUGUGGUUGGUGCGCAAACUUCGCGAAAGGCAGUGGGGCUACUGCAGGUCGCGGCGGACCCUGGAAGGUCGAGUCUGCAUUGUAACAGGCGCCAACGGUGGCAUCGGCUUCGAGGUGGCGAAAGACCUGGCCCGUAGGAAGGCCAGGGUGAUUCUUGCCUGCAGGAAUCUGAACAAUGCGCGCAAGGCAGUCGAGGACAUCCGCCGUGAGGGCAUCCUGACAGGAGAAUUGAUUCCCAUGCAGCUCGACUUGUCCUCUUUGGAGUCAAUUAGAGAAUUUAGCAAAGAAGCUCUGGAGCAGUUCCAGGAAAUCCAUCUUCUUGUGAACAAUGCCGGCGUUUACGUCCCUGUGGCUGAAAAGCAAAAGACUGCAGAUGGUUUCGAGCUUCAUUUUGGAGUCAACCAUUUGGGACAUUUCUUGCUAACAAACCUGCUCAUUGAGCGGAUCGUCAAAUCCAAGCCCAGCAGGAUCGUGACAGUGUCUUCCACUCUGCACGAAAAAGGUGAAAUCGACUUUGAUAACCUUCAGCUAGAGGACCUGAGCAAUCUGGACCCUAAAAAGAGUCGUACCAACCCUGGUUAUUGCAACUCGAAGCUUGCGAAUGCACUCUUCAGUCAGGAGCUGGCUCAGAGAGUUCCGGAGGGAGUUUCCUCCUACGCUGUCUGCCCUGGCUUCACGUUGACAAACCUUUUCAGGAGCUUCAACCCAAAGUUCUAUCACUACAUCAUGUUUGCGCCAAUCAUGUACUGGUACAUGCGAUCAGCUACACAGGGGGCUCAAGGUGUCAUAGCCUGUGCUGUUUCUGAAGACUUUGAAGGCCAGUCUGGUCUUUUCUACAAGGAUUGCAAGCUGUAUAAGAGCAAAGCUGAUUUAAACCCUGAAAUCGCCAAGAAGCUGUGGGAGAAAAGUCAGGAAUUGGUUAGCCUGAAGUAGAAAUGUUGAUAAUCAGUAUUUUUUUUUUCGUAAUUUUGUGAUAAUCUUAUAAUUUUUUGUAGUGUAUAGAAUAGAGGUUUCUAAAUAAACUACCGUUUUAACUUCA
Cloeon dipterum is the source of this 1206-nucleotide messenger RNA. RefSeq names its product retinol dehydrogenase 12-like. Lineage: Eukaryota; Metazoa; Arthropoda; Insecta; Ephemeroptera; Baetidae. The record is from RefSeq and is a predicted model, not a curated record. The transcript is spliced from 4 exons. Bases 120 to 1100 code for a protein of 326 amino acids.